Silurus meridionalis is the source of this 1324-nucleotide messenger RNA. RefSeq names its product olfactory receptor 4E1-like. Gene Ontology annotation, molecular function: olfactory receptor activity; G protein-coupled receptor activity. Gene Ontology annotation, cellular component: membrane. The coding region runs from base 1 to 939 and encodes 312 amino acids. Lineage: Eukaryota; Metazoa; Chordata; Actinopteri; Siluriformes; Siluridae. The record is from RefSeq and is a predicted model, not a curated record. Gene Ontology annotation, biological process: G protein-coupled receptor signaling pathway. The transcript has a single exon.
AUGGAAAACGGAACAUUCAGAUACGAAAUUCUCCGUGUCGAAGGACUGCGGCUCACACGUUACACCGCUUACCCGGUCUUUGUUCUUCUUCUCUUGAUCUACGUCUUCAUUAUGGUCUCGAACGUCGGCAUUGUCUCGAUGAUCGCGAUGGAGAAAGCUCUUCACAAACCGAUGUACUUUCUUUUCUCCAACCUCCCUGUAAGCGAUGCGCUCAUUGCUACCGUCGUACUUCCUGGUUUACUCAAAGACAUCAUGACUGAAUCGGACCGGUACAUCGGCUACGCCGCUUGCGUGAUCCAAGCCUUCGGGGUUCACUCGUUGAGCACGAGCGCACACACGAUAUUAAUAAUCAUGGCGUAUGACAGGUACGUGGCCAUUUGUAACCCGUUAAGAUACAACGACAUAAUGACCAACAAGAUGGUCGCAGGUCUGUCUGUGCUAGCGUGGGUAAUCGCGACCGUCCCAGUCGCGUGUAUCCUGGGCCUCACUGUAAGGCUCUCGCAUUGUACCUCGACUAUAUCGAACCCCUUCUGCGACAACGCCUCUUUGUUUAAACUUUCAUGUGAGAAUCUACUUCUAAACCAGAUUGUUGGUUUGCUAUCUUCUGUCAUGCUUUGGUCUACCUCAAUAUCAUGCAUCGGCGUUACGUAUCUAAAGAUCGCGUACGUCUGUUGGAAAAACCGAAACAGCGCACUGAAGAGCAAAGCUGUGAAAACCUGCAGCACACAUCUGAUAGUGUAUCUGGUUCUUCUUGGAUCUGGAUGUACGGUCAUUAUUUUGCACCGUUUUUCAGAUUAUGGGGAACUUCGUAAUCUGGCUAGUGUCUUGUUUUCGGUCAUUCCUCCAAGCCUCAACCCGGUCGUCUACGGCCUUCAAACCAACGAAUUUAGACAGGGACUUGAGCAGAUGUUCCUCAGAAGAAAAGGGAUUCCAGGAUGAUUUCAUUAUUGAAACUAAUGGAAAAAUUUUGUUACGCUCAGUUGUGGGGCCGUGACUACAGUCAGUCCAGAUAUACAAUACAAUAUGUGUAUUUUAAUUGGUUUAUGAAUGCAGUGUUAUGAAAUUGUAAGUGAUAAUUGCAUGUAUUGUUAUAUGAGAAAAAAUGGAUAUAGCGAUGAUAAAUGUAUACAGUGUAGACCAGCAACACCAAGAGAUAUAUAUCGCUAUAAGAGGCAGCAAAAAUUUAUUUUAUAAGAAUAAUUAAAAAUCUGUUUAGAUUAGUACUACCUUGUCCAUUUCCUUUUUGUCUGUGCAAAUGUCUGAUGUAUGUGUAAAGAAAGAAUGACUUUAAAAUGAACAAAGUAAUUCAUGUUUCUACAAAAAA